AUGGAGGUCUCAAUCAACGAGGCUGCUGUCGCAUCCCCUCCUGCCUAUGCUCCAGAAGAGAAAGACGCUUCUUCUGCCGCUGCCCAGGAUUUCUCUGACGGUUCCGGCGAUUCGAAGCUGGAUCAUACCAAGCGUAACCUGAAAUCUCGCCAUGUCCAACUCAUUGGGAUUGGAGGAACUAUUGGCACCGCCCUGUUUGUUCAAAUCGGAAAGGGCCUUCUCGCUGGCGGCAUCUGGUGUAUGGUUGUACUCGCAGUCACAGUGUGUAUGGCUGAGAUGGUGACCUUUCUCCCUAUCUCUUCACCCUUUAUCCGCUUCGCCGGCCGCUACGUCGACGAGGCUUUUGGAUUCGCUGCCGGCUGGAAUUUUUUUGUCUUCGAGGCUGCCCUGGUCCCAUUCGAAAUCGUCGCCUGCAAUGUCAUCCUGCACUUUUGGACCGACGCCAUCCCUACUGCUGUCGUCAUCGUCGUCAUCCUCUUCCUAUACCUGCUCAUCAACCUCCUGGCCGUUAAGUGGUACGGCGAGUCCGAGUUCUGGGCUGCCGUGGGAAAGGUGGUGCUCGCUGUGGGACUUAUAGGCUUCACCUUUGUCGUCAUGCUGGGUGGCAACCCGCGGAAUGACCGAUUUGGCUUCCGCUACUGGUCCGAGCCAGGUGCCUUUGCCGAGCUGUACUACACGGGGUCACUGGGCCGGUUCCUAGGAUUCCUCCAGUGCCUCAUCCAGGCCUCCUUCACCAUCGCUGGCCCGGACUAUGUCUCCAUGGCGGCUGGUGAGGCUGAGAAUCCACGCUCCGUGCUUCCCCGGGCGUUCAAUGCCGUUUUCUACCGUCUGACCACCUUUUUCGUUCUCGGCGCCCUGUGUGUGGGCAUCCUGGUUCCCUAUAAUGACGCCGAGCUGACGGCUGCCCUCAACGACGGAAGACCCGGCGCCGCUGCAUCCCCUUACGUCGUGGCCAUGGACCGCCUCAAUAUAGGCGUCCUCCCGCACCUAGUCAACGUACUUGUCUUGACGGCUGCUUUCUCGGCCGGCAACUCGUACUGCUACUGCGCCUCUCGCUCUCUAUACGGUCUGGCCCUCGAGGGCAAAGCACCGCGCUUUCUCGCCAUCUGCACCCGCAGUGGUGUUCCAAUCUACAGCGUACUCGUCGUCCUGGCCAUCGGUCUCAUCGCCUUCUUGCAGUUGAGCUCAGGGUCUGCCGUCGUCCUUAGUUGGAUCGUCUCCCUCGUCACGGCCUCCCAACUCAUGAACUUUUGCGCUGUAGCCGUUACGUACCUGUGCUUUUACCGAGCUAUCAAGGCCCAAGGGAUCGACCGACGUACCCUGCCCUACCGUGCCAAGUUUAUGCCCUACGCUGCCUGGAUCGCCUUCGCCGCCACCUUGGCAAUGGUCUUCGUCGGCGGCUACACCGUCUUCUUGCCCCUCGAUGGCAUGUGGAGCGUUCCCAGCUUCCUUUUCUCCUACCUCAUGGUCAUGAUCUUUCCUGUGCUCUACGUCGGCUGGAAGAUUAUCCACCGGACCAAAUUUGUUCGUCCGAUGGAUAUUGACUUCCAGUUGGACCAGCAGGAUAUAAAGGACUAUGAGGACAAUUAUAUCCCCCAACCUGCAAACAACAUGUUUGAACGCAUUCUUGACAAGCUGUUCGGCUGA
Molecule: messenger RNA, 1647 nt
Organism: Geosmithia morbida
Lineage: Eukaryota; Fungi; Ascomycota; Sordariomycetes; Hypocreales; Bionectriaceae
Exons: 4
Coding region: 1-1647 (548 amino acids)
Biological process (GO): amino acid transmembrane transport
Cellular component (GO): membrane
Molecular function (GO): amino acid transmembrane transporter activity
Source: RefSeq, a predicted model, not a curated record